AUGAGUGACGUCCUCAGUCUUGUCACCAACAUAACUAGAAGUAGCUCCACAGAGCCUGGUGGUAUUUCGCUCAGGAGACCGAUGAAUGAAGAUGAACAUAUCCCACUCACCCUCGCUGCAAUUUACGAUAACAAGCCGACGUUGAAAUCUUUACGUGGAUAUCAUACUACUAAGGAUGAUGGUGGCAAGCAUGGGUACUUUCGUGAACUCAUAGGGUCUCUAUUUCUAGAUGAUGCUGUGAAUAAGAUUAUGUUCACAAAAUUUAUUAAAACCGAGAAAUUUGAUUUGGCACUGAAGCACUUGGAAUGCGAAUAUGAUUCUAAUGUAAUUAAGGAGUAUUUGAAAGAGAACUUGAAUAGAAUGGCAAUAAUGGUUUUUGCGUUCUCAAGUGGAAAUCAACUCGGAUAUUUUAAAAGCUUGACUUACAUGUCGAUCCGGCUCCGAUUUGUAAAAAGAGUAACGUCAAAUGUUGCUAAAGCAAUGGAUACAAAAGCAGGGAGGGCUGUGAAAGGAAUUUAUUGGACUGAGGGCUGCGAUAGGAUUAAUUUCAAAUCAAAGUUGUGUUUUCCAAUAUGGACUUUUGAUCCUGAGUAUGCUGAAAUAUACGUUGAGGCAAUAAAAAUAGCCAUCAAAUAUGGGAAUGGUGAAUUUGUUGAGGAAGUCCUGAGGUCGAAUCCUGCUUUCUUAUGGGGCGAUAAGAAAAGCGGAACUAUAUUUCACAUUGCACUUGCUUCCCAUCAGGAGAAAAUAUGGAACCUCAUUUAUGGUUUAACUAUUGAGCAAAAAAACAGAGCCACUGGAACUCUGGUAGAAUCGAACAGUAUGUUACACAUAGCUGCAUACCCAUUAGUAGACGUUCCAGAUGAAGCUUUACAGAAAAAAGGAGAACAACAGUAG
This is a messenger RNA of Cornus florida, 897 nucleotides long. RefSeq lists its product as uncharacterized. The coding region runs from base 1 to 897 and encodes 298 amino acids. NCBI's taxonomy places the organism in Eukaryota, Viridiplantae, Streptophyta, Magnoliopsida, Cornales, Cornaceae. The transcript is spliced from 6 exons. The record is from RefSeq and is a predicted model, not a curated record.